AUGUUGCGGCAAGGGCACCUCAAAGAGCUGUUAAAAGAUAAGGGGAGAACCAACUUCUCUAGAGGACGUGAACAUCAAGGCCCGCCAAAGCCGCCAUCGCCAGCUCGUACUAUCAACAUGAUCAUCGGCGAUGGCGACGAUGCCUACAUCAAUAGCGUGAAGUUUACCACCACUCACAAGCUCAAGCAGUAUAUGACCCGCCAACGGUACACCAUACUCGAAGAAAGUAUCAUCUUCGACGAGUCGAAUGCGGACGGUUUGAAUUUUCCUCAUAAUGAUGCCCUCGUUAUUACUUUACGCAUUUUAGAUACCGAUGUCAAACGCAUCAUGGUGGAUGCUGGAAGUGGUGUAUGCGUUAUCCAUCCCCGAGUCCUUACCCAAAUGAGACUGGAGGAUAAGAUAGUACCGCGAUGCAUCACGCUAACCGGUUUUAAUAAUGCAGUUGAUCGGACAUCCGAGGUGAUUACACUCCCUGUCUUGUCCUGCAGCGUGACUCUGGAGACGACAUUCCACCUCAUGGACCAGGCCAUUGCAUACAAUGCCAUUGUGGGACGACCAUGGAUACAUCCCAUGAGAGCCAUCUGA
Molecule: messenger RNA, 585 nt
Organism: Nicotiana attenuata
Lineage: Eukaryota; Viridiplantae; Streptophyta; Magnoliopsida; Solanales; Solanaceae
Exons: 1
Coding region: 1-585 (194 amino acids)
Source: RefSeq, a predicted model, not a curated record